Mizuhopecten yessoensis (Yesso scallop) is the source of this 1273-nucleotide messenger RNA. RefSeq lists its product as uncharacterized. The record is from RefSeq and is a predicted model, not a curated record. Gene Ontology annotation, molecular function: S-adenosylmethionine-dependent methyltransferase activity. The coding region runs from base 102 to 911 and encodes 269 amino acids. Lineage: Eukaryota; Metazoa; Mollusca; Bivalvia; Pectinida; Pectinidae. The transcript has 7 exons.
AUCAUGUGACCUUCACAAAAUGGUGGAUAAAGGCAUCAGAAAAUACCGGUGUUGUUAGGAAUUGUUGUAGAAGACUUGGUAUUAUUAGAGUGAUCAAGAGGAUGUCAUCCACUUCUGUCCACGCCAAAACAAAGACAGGGUUUAUCAACGGGAAGAAUUAUGACCAAAGUCGCCCAUCAUACACUGAGGAGGCUGUGAGUUAUAUAGCUGACCUUGUAACUGGUGGGAAGAUACCCGGACCUAGCACAGGAAAUGUGUCAUAUGAUAUUGUUGAGCUUGGAGCUGGAACAGGAAAAUUCACACAAAAAGUCAUGUCCAAGUUGACACAGGAUGUUAAAUACCUAGCAACAGAACCUAUGGAAGGCUUCCUGGAUACACUCAAACAACUCUGUCCAUCUGUGAGCACAAAGCUAUGUGCUGCGAGUGAUCUCCCCUUACCUGACAACUCUGUUAGGACUGUGGUGGCUGCCCAGUGCUUUCAUUGGUUUGCCAGUGAGGACAGUCUGAAAGAAAUUUGCCGUGUGCUGGUGCCAGGAGGCAGGUUUGUGAUGGUGUGGAACAACAAGGACUGGGAUGAACCAUGGGUCAAGGACAUCGAGGACAUUUUGUCUGGUUACUAUGGUGAUACACCAAGGGCUAUCAACAGAACAUGGAAAACUGUGAUAGAGAAAUUCUCGGGAUUAUCCUGUAAAGAACACUUUUUUCAGGCAGGAAUAGACUUUCAGGGAGACAAGGAUUUUGUUGUCGGACAUUUUAGUACUAUAAGUGUCAUAGCCUCGUUACCAGAAGAUGAAAAAGAAGAUAUACAACGGAGAAUGUACCAAGUUUUAAACAGCCAUGAUCAGACAAGAGAGAAAGAUAUCAUCAGAAUUCCAUUUAAAACAGAAAUAUAUCACUCUGUAAAAGUUUAAACAAUUCUUGUAUAUCCAAUGUGUGAAAGAUAAGCAGCUGUUUACUAUUUUUAAGUACUAGUACACAUACUUAUAAAAUACUUUGUUAACAGUGCUAUUUUGUCUACUUGAAAUGGAUAACUGUAUCUUCAGCAUUUGGGUCUGAACAACAACUGGAAAGUCAGAUUAUUAUUAUUUCUUCAUUUCCUCCAAUUGGAAGAGUUAACGUUACCUCUUGGAGCAUUGAUAACGACAGAAAUUUAACUCUAAAGAUAGGAUUUAUGUGGGUUAAACUAGGACAUUACACUGUACAUUGUCUAGUCCUGUGUGACCGCAUAAUCAUUUAUAUACAAAUGUAUGAAGAAAUAAAUGUAUUUUUAGUA